Clupea harengus (Atlantic herring) is the source of this 669-nucleotide messenger RNA. RefSeq lists its product as uncharacterized. The record is from RefSeq and is a predicted model, not a curated record. Lineage: Eukaryota; Metazoa; Chordata; Actinopteri; Clupeiformes; Clupeidae. The coding region runs from base 1 to 669 and encodes 222 amino acids. The transcript is spliced from 2 exons.
AUGGCUGCUUGUAAGAUAGCAGGACAACUUACAAAAGUAAUACCACACACAAAUCUUGGUUCAAUUAUAGCUUUUUUUAGUAGUAGUAUUUAUAGUAGUAGUAGUAGUAUUUAUAGUAGUAGUAGCAAUAGUAGUAGUAGUAGUAGUAGUAGUAGUAGUAGUAAUAGUAGCAGUAGUAAUAGUAGUAGUAGCAGUAGUAGUAAUAGUAGUAGUAGUAAUAGUAGUAGCAGUAGUAGUAGCAGUAGUAGUAGUAGUAGUAGCAGUAGUAGCAGUAGUAAUAGUAGUAGCAGUAGUAAUAGUAGUAGCAGUAGUAGUAGCAGUAGUAAUAGUAGUAGUAGUAGCAGUAGUAAUAGUAGUAGUAGUAGUAGUAACAGUAGGAGUAGCAGUAGUAGUAGUAGCAGUAGUAGUAGCUGCAGUAGUAGCAGUAGUAAUAGUAGUAGUAGUAGUAGUAGCAGUAGUAAUAGUAGUAGUAGUAGUAGUAACAGUAGGAGUAGCAGUAGUAGUAGUAGCAGUAGUAGUAGCUGCAGUAGUAGCAGUAGUAAUAGUAGUAGUAGUAGUAGUAGCAGUAGUAAUAGUAGUAGUAGUAGUAGUAACAGUAGUAGUAGCAGUAGUAUCAGUAGUAAUAGUAGUAGCAGUAGUAGUAGUGGCAGUAGUAGUUUAAGAAGGUGA